GACCGACGUACGACGGCAACAGCGCAAUUGUGCACCAGUCGAGGUAUUUCAAUAGAUCUGCCGUAAGAGGCAUAUUGUACGUGCACAAUAUGACAACGCUGAAAAUAGAAGACGUUGUUCGUAUUUAAAUUUCAAAGUGUUGAUUGGUAAACUAUCCUAACCUUAAUUUUUUCCAACAUAAUUUUCACAGCUGUUCGCAUCGUUGAUUUUAAAUCGGCUUAACACUCCGUAUUAUUGUUUGUGCCGUAUUUACGCAUUUUGUUCAUGGUGACGAAGUAUUAAAACUAACCAGGCCCCAGGAUCAGAGGUGAAGCGGUUACAGAUUUGAAGAAUUCAGUGCUGAAGAUCAUACCUGAUGUUAUCUCCACUUUUUGUUUAGCGGAGCAACAGGUGCUGUUCAGAAAUUUGAAUAUUGCAUGUGAUCUAACCAAGGCACACAUCUGAGGAAUAUGAUUUGGGGAUCAUGGCAUUGUGUUGGAGCGAAUUUGUGCUAAGGAGAGAGAAGCAAAUAUGGAAAAGUACACAUGCUCACCAGAAGCAUCCGAUGAUUACGAUUCCGAAGACACUGAUGUAAGUUUGUGUACGUUUUCCUCUUAUUCACACGAGUUAAAGGUAAAGGUGCGCUGUGUUGUUGCGUCAUUCCCACUUCUAAUGAAAUCGCUCAGGCGCGUUUCUGGAGUUCGCAAAAGUACAAGAAAGUUCAGGCUUACAAGGCGGUGCCGUUCUCUCCAAACUGUCACGAAAGUUUAAAAAAUAUGGACGACGCAAAAGUUGAAGAUCCUUCAUGCGAUCCAGAACGGCCGGUGAAAGUUAGUUUUGAAGAAAUCACAUCGGCAGCUUACAAAAUUCGCAGUGGAGUCAUGAACACGCCUUGUAUGAGAUCUCAUUUAUCUAGUCUGACCGGUAUGGAUAUCUACUUAAAGAAAGAUUUCCUGCAAAAUACUGGAAGUUUCAAAGAGCGAGGAGCUCGGUAUGCUAUGGUAAUGCUAACGCAAGAACAGAAACGCAAAGGAGUAGUAGCCGCCUCUCUGGGUAAUCACGCGCAAGCUGUCGCUUAUCAUGGCUUUUUGCUCGGCAUUCCGGUGACGGUCGUGAUGCCGAUCAUCGCUCCCAUCAUGAAAGUGCAGAAGUGCAGGGAGUACAACGCGAACGUGAUCAUGGAAGGCAAAAAUAUGUCGGAAGCGAAGAAACUCGCCAUUUCGCUCUCUACGAAGAACGGCUGGACGUACAUUAACGGAUAUGAUCAUCCUCAAAUAAUAGCUGGCCAAGGCACUGUAGGUUUGGAAAUCCUUGAACAAGUUGAGGACGUCGACGCGGUUGUGGUGCCAACUGGCGGAGGAGGAUUAUUGGCUGGUGUCGCAGUUGCUGUCAAAACGCUCAAUCCUGGUAUUAAAAUUAUUGGCGUGGAGUCAGAAAGAUGUGCGAGUUACGCGAACGCCAUCCAAAAUGGCAAACCGAUACCUACCGCGAUAGAAGGAACCUUAGCAGACGGUCUAGCCGUACCUAUGAUAGGAUACAAUGCAUGGGAAACAUCUAAAAAUCUCGUAGACAAAAUGGUGACAGUAAAAGAGGAAUGGAUCGCGGUGGCAAUUUUAAGGUUGAUAGAAAACGAAAAGUGCGUCGUUGAAGGAGCCGGUGCGUGCGGAUUGGCUGCGAUACUAGCAGGACAACUUGACGAAUUUAAAGGAAAACGAGUGGUUCUUCUGCUGACGGGGGGCAACAUGGACACGACCAUUCUCGGAAGGUGUUUGGAACGUGGCCUCGCAGCAGAUGGCAGAUUGGUGAAAUGCAAAGUGACCGUCAGCGACAGGCCAGGAGGUAUUUCGGAGUUGUGCAAACUGAUCGGUUCGAUCGGAGUUUCUAUAAAAGAUGUCAUCCAUGAGAGGGCGUGGGUAGCAUCGGACGUCUUUAGCGUCGAGGUCUCUCAUAGAGAAACGAUCCUCUCCAAUGGCAUUUGAUGAGAUAUUAGUUACAAUUUUGAUUAGACUGGCCCUGUCUAACAGUUGGAAGCUAAGAGAAUCGUUAAUGUUUACAUUGUUUUUGUAAAAAUUGAUUAAUGCUUGGGAAACAGUGUCUGGUAAAUUGUGAAAGUGGUAUGUGAGACCCGAGAUUACACUCAUAGCAUUGAAUUGAGGGAUCUGCUGUUGUCCCGCUACAAAAAAGUCCGAUUCGACAACAUUCCCUUCCAAGGCAACAUCACUUCUACUACUGGAGAAGAACAGGAUGAAGAUGAAUCAUAGAAAAGUCGUUAUUGCACUUAUCGCUUAUCACAAUUUGUAUUUUCUACUGUUAUCAUGUCAGAACGUUUAAUAAAUUAUUUUUUGUUUCGUUUGAUUUUUUCGGCACUAAAUUUAGCGGUUGUGAAAUUUGUUUUUCAUUUCUGGAUUCAAAGACUACGAUAAUUUUUAUAAACAACAAACUGUGC
Molecule: messenger RNA, 2425 nt
Organism: Acanthoscelides obtectus
Lineage: Eukaryota; Metazoa; Arthropoda; Insecta; Coleoptera; Chrysomelidae
Source: the annotation of a GenBank genome assembly